This is a messenger RNA of Rasamsonia emersonii CBS 393.64, 756 nucleotides long. RefSeq lists its product as uncharacterized. The record is from RefSeq and is a predicted model, not a curated record. Bases 1 to 756 code for a protein of 251 amino acids. The transcript is spliced from 2 exons. Lineage: Eukaryota; Fungi; Ascomycota; Eurotiomycetes; Eurotiales; Trichocomaceae.
AUGCAAGACAAUUUGGCUGUUCUUUUUUCUAGACAGAAGAUUGCCGAGUACGAGGGCAAGAAUUCAAUCCAGCGUUUUGGGGAUGGUAAAGCAUAUAACUUGGCGCGAUUUCCAUCAUCCGCUGCGCACAGUAUACCACAGCAUUAUCGUCAGACCGGCAGUCAACCACUCCAGUCUGAUACAUCUGGAGACAGCGAACGGGUUGCCGAUGAAAGGGAGGCGAGGGUCCACCAGUCCCAAGCGAUGCGAAGGUGGGAGGAAUUUCCGCAAGGUGCUUCGCAAACUGCAGUUGAAAGUCCUGGAGUCAAACUGUCCCCAACUCUGGGACGUGCAGACUAUGGAAACAAGUCGCUCGAGUUGAGGGAUGACUUCCUUGACAGCCAUCAAGACCAGUGCGACCCUCGACCCGUUGCCGGUGAUCUUGAUAUGUCUGAUGCAGACCACUAUGAGAAUAUAGAAUGUGACACUAGUGAGGCUGAACCAUAUAUAGUCUCCGGAUAUGCAGCUACAUUAUACCGUGACGAUGGUAUUUCUGCAUCAACAUUUGCAGAAAAGAAGUCUUCGGGGACUCUGUGCCCGGGUUCACGACUACCAGACGAACCCACUACUGGCUUACCGUACAGGCUAUCUAAUGAUCCUAUAUAUAACGGCAGGAGAUGGUGGGAGAACGGAGGAAGUGAACCAAUAGAGCACCAAUACGGGGUAUUCGAGCAAAUGAAUCUGUUUGGGGGCUGUGGUGUGGUGACUCCUCAUUGA